Messenger RNA from Tilletiaria anomala UBC 951, 784 nucleotides. RefSeq lists its product as uncharacterized. Bases 84 to 620 code for a protein of 178 amino acids. The transcript has a single exon. Lineage: Eukaryota; Fungi; Basidiomycota; Exobasidiomycetes; Georgefischeriales; Tilletiariaceae. The record is from RefSeq and is a predicted model, not a curated record.
CGCCCGUGAAACAUCAGUCACAUGAAGCGAGAAGACACCGCAGGUUCACAAGCGGUAAACUUACAGCUUCUUGCUUGCCUUCAAUGAUGAUGCCCUGUCCGAUCUUAGAGCUGUCGUCCUGGAUGACAAAGCCAACGCGCCAGUCGUGCACGAAAGAUGUGCCCUCCUCGUUUUUGCACGCAUUGUUCGGACAUACCACUGGGCCAUCCUCAAUACUGUGCAAUGAAGAGAAUGGAAGGGAGAUGUUAGAAAAGAGGAAUUUGACGGUCAACCGGGUCAAUUGUUUGUGCACGCACGUCCGUACUCUGUUGCAUUUCAAACACCGGAGCACAACCCAAUCAAUUGGAUUAGGCGGUCGUACAUUCAUGACACGGGCUCUGACGAGGAAGGUCGAGUCCUUUACUUGUUUGCUUUUCAAAUCGGCAAUUGUGGCGACCGCGAAAUCUUUGCCAGGCAGAGUCGAGCGAAAAGCAGGGAGACGACCACCAGCAGUAGCAGAGGUAAGAGCAGAAGCAUUCGUUGACGUUGCCUUCAACAAAUUCGGCUUGCGUUCGUGCGAUUCUCCUUUGUCGGCAUCAUCAACGCCCGCCAAUUGUGACUCAGCUUGCGGAGAGGUUUGAGACAUCUGUGCUCUGACAUUGCGUAGAGGGCGCCUCGACGGCGUGGGCAGCGCAGUCCCUUCCGACGAGGCCGAAGUAGCCGUGCUCUGUGCUAUGCUACUCGGGGUGUGAGAGAGACCCGCCGUGAACGCUCCUGAUCUGAGACGCUGAGCAACGAGAACCGG